AUGAUUUGUUUACAUCAAAAUGAUAAUGCAGGUGUUAUCAUCCUCCUACGUAUGGCAAAGCUAAAAACUUUGGGUGGUCAGCCUCAAGUGGGUAAUUGUUUGUUUGGGUCGAUAUUGCAUAUUAAUGAUGACAUGUCUCACCUUUUAGAAUUCAAAAAAGUUAUUGCUGAUAUGGGUUUGAAUGUUGAGUCUUCCAUUAGUACUACACAACUUAACACCUAUACUGUUGUUGCCAAGAAAGAGGAUUACUACCUCCGUUUUCCAAUCAAGAACAUUGAUGAUAUUCUAAAUUACAAUAAGGAAAUUAGUUUAUCCAUCAUUGCUACUGUCAUCGGUUUUGAUUUAGACGAAUGUUGGUAUUCUUUUUAUUGUCGUGAUUGUUCAAAUAAAGUAAGUACGAAUGAUGAUGAUAUUAAUGUCGAACCAUUUACUUGUGAUGGUUGUGGUGGAGUUUCUAUAUAA
Molecule: messenger RNA, 462 nt
Organism: Lactuca saligna
Lineage: Eukaryota; Viridiplantae; Streptophyta; Magnoliopsida; Asterales; Asteraceae
Source: the annotation of a GenBank genome assembly